Messenger RNA from Brassica napus (rape), 570 nucleotides. Its product is annotated as nuclear envelope-associated protein 2-like. NCBI's taxonomy places the organism in Eukaryota, Viridiplantae, Streptophyta, Magnoliopsida, Brassicales, Brassicaceae. The coding region runs from base 1 to 570 and encodes 189 amino acids. The transcript has 4 exons. The record is from RefSeq and is a predicted model, not a curated record.
AUGUCUGAAUCCUUCAAAACGACGGUGGAUCCGCUUCUGAAAGACUUGGAUGAGAAGAAAGAGAGUUUCCGGCGUAACGUGGUGUCUAUGACUGCUGAGAUAAAGCAAGUGAGAGGCCGUUUGGUUUCUCAAGAACAGUAUUUUGUUAAAGAAAGCAUUUUUAGAAAAGAAGCAGAGACAAAAGCUAAGAACAUGGAAGUGGAGAUCUGUAAAUUGCAGAAGAAGUUGGAAGAUAGAAACUAUCUUCUAGAAAAAGUAGAUGAAGCUGAAUGUGAAAAGUUGACUGUGUUUCAAUCAAUGUCUAAUUUUCUUGAAGAAGUGGAUGACUUGAGAUCACAGCUAGCUUCAACAAAGGAAACUGCAGAAACAAGCGCUGCUUCUGCUCAAUCCACACAGCUUCAAUGCUCAGUGAUAUCACAACAACUCGACGACAAGACACGUUCUCUAAGAGAACACCAAGACCGUGUAACUCAACUCGCCAACCAGCUUGAUAACCUCCAGAGAGAUCUAAGGACCAGAGAGUGUUCUCAGAAAGAGCUGAGUGAUGAAGUUAUUAGAAUAGAGCGUUAG